This is a messenger RNA of Paramuricea clavata, 17866 nucleotides long. Lineage: Eukaryota; Metazoa; Cnidaria; Anthozoa; Malacalcyonacea; Plexauridae. The record is from the annotation of a GenBank genome assembly.
CUAUUUUCUCGAUUCAAAUCAACUCCCAAGGGAGUUAUUCCAGGCUUUCCGAUGGCUCCCUGACACGCGCAUCGGCAAUUUGGAAUAAAUCGGAAAAGUCGUCAAGCCAUACCAGACAUUACAUUAGUCUAAUAAACACCUUGACGAGAAGCGUUGAGCCCGGAUACAAGCACUCCACAGCAAAGCAUGGCGAAAACCGAUCGGCCGGCGGAAUUGUUCGGGGCAUGGGAGCGAGACAACAUCGGGUCAGUGUAUAUACAAAAAGCUUCGAAUCUAGCUAGCUUUUGUUUUUACUUUUUUCAGAGUUAACGGAUUGACUUUAUAGAACUCUCGUACCAUUAAAUGGCCUAGCUGAGUAGCUGUAAUUCUUUAAUCUCUGUAUAAUAGGGACCUGGCUACGCUGUUCCCAACAUCAAAAAUGAAUGGAUUCGACAAAGACAAGGAGUUAAGCGAUUUGCUCGACUUUAGUGCGGUAAGUAGCUUGCCUUCUUUGCAUCGAAUAUUCGCCGUUCGAUAUUUAUAGUCAAAUAUGAUAUAACGUUGAUUUCCGUAUGUAUAAGUGACUCGUCACAUUUUGAUCGCAGUGAUCAGUCAGCCGCGACUUCACCCUACAAAUGCCCAAAAAUAUAUUCAUGAUUAAGACGGUCGAUAGAAAGCUAGUUUUGUCGCAAUCUUUCGUCCUGACACCGAUUCAUAUGUAGCAAUUAACUGGAAAAAGUGGAAUUGGUAAACGUGGAACUGCCCGAGUAGUUCUAUAAAGCUUUUAUUGUAACCUUUUUAUUUCGUUCGUUUUGGUUCUAAUUUUAGUAGUUACAUUGAGAGUGAACUUUUAAUUUUAACCGAGCUUUCUUUUUUCGUGUGCUGAAUAGAUGUUCACACAACCGAAUGGAUCAAAAUUGAGCUCAAGCUCUACGGAGAACGGCCUUUCCAGUCCGCUUCAAACGCCGAGCCGUACAGGUAGUGAACAAUGGUUUAUAUUUGGUUAUGUUUGUAUUCAUCAAAAGAUUUUAUAUGUCACGGCCACCAGUCAAUAACCUGUCGUUCGUAGUUAAGCAUGGAUUUUUUGGGACCUCUGGAAAGAGUUUUGGGCUCGAAAGAUGGCAAUGCUCUGCGACUACGUAAGGGGCCGAGUAAAACUGUGAAACACUCUAGGAAUGUAGGGAAUCUUUACGAGCUAACUGAAUUCAUCUUUUUUUAUUGUCGUUUAGCGAAUCUCGAGGACGGUGGCCGCACGUGGGAAUCUAGUCCGACUUUAACUCCUGUCGGAGGGUUUGAAAAUCGAGUGAGUACAAUUCUAUAGUUUACUUUCCUGACAUCUAAGUACUAAAUCCCUCGCACGCGUCGGGCUUCCUUUCCUUUAAGCCUUCUUUAUUCAUUUAGUUCCGCUAACCACGUUUUGUAGACAAUAACAAACGCAUUAUUUCUGCUCGGGUCGAAGAAGCUCCUUUAUGCAUUUGUAAUUAUAGUUUACAACUUACACAUAAUAUUCGCCUUUAAACUAGCUUCCGUACUAUAAGAAAGUCGCGGGAAUGCUAUAAAAAUUAGGAAAAGGCGGACUUCAAUUUCAAGAGCUGAAUUUCCCGAAGUUAACUGUUGUUUAUGAAAGUUCUGCAUGGGCACACAUCAGCAUUAUACAUGUAUGAAAUUUAUUGAGCUUUAAAUUAAAUAGCUUAUUUCUGAAUAACUGUCUUCUGGAACUAUCUAUAAGAAAGCCUGUAAUGUUGUUAUUAAGAGUAAAAAGUUCUGAAGAGACGCAAUUUGUUUUCUUAGUCGGGAGUAGAUUGGGGAAGUUUAUAACUACAACAUCAAAGUACUGUAUGCAUGCAUGUAUGAUUCACAUUAAAUAAGCUACAGUAUGUAUUCAAAAGCUGACUUCGGUCUUAUUAUUGUACACAGACAUAGUAAACUAACCCGUUAGUACAUUCUUGGACUUGUUUUCUUGAGAUGAGCGGUGAAAGUAACUGUAUUCUACAAUUUUGUUUAGGGUUUCGGCUCAGAGAACCCGUUGGACCCUUUGGAAGACGAUUCAGACUACAUCGACUCAAGAAAGAGCUCUUAUCCUUUCACUAAUUCAACUUCAAUCGGCAGUGCAGGUUAGUUUAUUUCAACGGAAUACUUUUAUUUCCUUUACUAUCUUUAAAUUUAAACGAUACAAACUUAUACUAUCCUAAAAUUGUACAACUAGGAUUGAAUUGCUAAUAUAGCUGUCCUAUAGUUUAUACAAGCGUGCAAGCCCGUUUCGUAAAUGGUCUUGAAAGUUCAUCGCGGUCUAUUUCCCAAAUUAGACUAAAAGAAUCCUUCCUGGAUUUUUGUAUUUGGUAGUUGAGACGUUAACAGUUGACUAUAUUGGGACACUAUGAUAAUGCCUUAUCCAGGAUAUCAAACAGACGUGUUAAUCUUUUAAACGAUUCAUAUUAUAAGGUUUUACCUGUAUGUAUGCAAUCUUCUUCGAAAUAUGAGUCUUAAUUUUGGCUGGGUGAUGAAUCGCGAUUCGAGCCUAACUCUUCACGUUCUGUGAAUUUUUCCGCCUCUCUUCUAUGAAAUUGGGAGAUAUAAUUGCAACUUUAGAAACGGGAUAUGUUGUUUCUAUCCGGGCGUAUAUUAUUGUCGUUCCGUCCGAUGCAUUCGCUUCUUUGUUCUGUACAUUUUCGGCAUCGUUGCGCGUUCGCAAUCAACUAUACGGCCGCGUUCACAAAGUCGUUUCGCCUUCAGUUUUGUGAUCUUUCUUAAAUUGUAUUUGAGGCCUGAAGCGGCUUAUGAUCCUCACAAUUGCCGAUAUAUAUAUCUUCGUUCUUUUGCGAUUUGUCAGGCGUCGAAGUAGACUCAUAUAAUUGUCAUUAUUUUACUUCAGUUAUUAUGACUUUCGUAUACCCUGUCGUUUCUUCGCUGCAAAUCCGUCGCAUAUAUGGUUCGGUAGCCCGAUGUAGAUAGACCUCGAUAAAUUUUAGAGGAAAUAAGCUGAAUAUAUAGAACACAAUCUUCUUUACUUUGUAUUCAUAUACUUUGACCGUAUAUUAUAUAUAGCCGUUUGUAAUCGAAGAACAAUGUGCGCGCCAUGGCUUCGUUGCGAAACACUUGUCGAGCCAGGUUUAAUCGCAAGUGAAUCCAAACUGAACGGCAGUUGGAUUUUAAAUUGGGUUGGGGUCAUUUUAUUUAAGUAAUACAUCGCAAACAGGCGCUGCAACCUGUUUCUCUGUGCUAUAUCAGCUGUGCCUCAAAGCAGAUGGUCGGGAAUUUCUAUCAGGCAGUCACCGGCAAGACAAAGUUUGUCCGGCUGUUUUGGGGCAAGACGAUCUACUGCGUCUGGUUAAACAAUGAGAAAAUCAUACAAAUGUUGCUGAAUUUUUACGAAAUUAGCCGUGCGACGUGCAAGCUUACUGAAAUCGCCGGUCCAACAUGCGUUCAGUUCACCAGGGUAAAACGAAAUACGAAGGGGUAUUAAGCUGCCAAAGCCUUAUCAUGAAAGUGCUAAAAAAUUAAUAAACAAGAAAGACAUCUGCAGUGCACAAGGAAUAUAUUUAUCAAUCACCGAACAAGUGUUUUUGGGGCGUUCAGACGACAGGUGAAUUGACUAAAUCUCAUUGCAAGCUGAGCAGUUAAUAAACUGAAAGAUAUUUUUUGGUUUGUUCAAAUUUCGUUUAUUCUUUGAAGUCGUGAAGAAAUGUUGUCUACUAUAUUCUCCAAGCUUGGUUAUGUAAAUUUUGUGAACAAAAAUUUGCAUAUUUUGACUUGAAGAACAGCGACAGAAACCAAACGACGAGAAGCAAGCCGAGUUCAAAGAUGCUGUUGUGUAAGACUAAAACUGUAUUUAGGAUUGUAUGAAAGAUUUCAUGUUAAAACUUAACAAAAAUACACAGUACUACUCCAUAUUCUCUCAGCCAGUAUUUAUCGCUGAGUUUAAUUCAUAGUUUUUUAACUUUAGCAGUUUUAAAGCGAAAUUUGCAUAACGAUGUGCGCUUAAACUCGAAUAAAUCAACUAACUAAAACAUUGACUGAUGUUUAUAUAUAUAUAUAUAUAACGCCUAUAAUGUAUAUAUACGCGCAUAUAUAUAGUUAUUAUAUUUCUUAUAAAGAAAGUUUAUUUAUAUGUAUAAAAUUAAGGGAGUUUCUUGCAAUAUUUAUUCAGAUGUACAUGUAUAAACAAAUUAGUUUUCUAUACUUUUUUGUUUUCUGAACUUAAUCUUUUUUGAAUCUUGGCAUUGUAUUAAAUUGUUCAUUAUACACUAUUCAAAUUGGGUAUACACAUUUUGAUAUUUCACUUUUGGCAUUUUGCGCGAUAAUAUUAUAUUGCAAAGACAAAGUAGUACAUAUUGUAAAAUGUAGGAUUAUAUUAAAGCAAAUAGACAAAUUUUGUUUUCCAGUAACGAUAACGGUAAAACGACGUCCUGUAAGCCAUAGGGAACAAAAGGUGAUAUCAUCUAAUAUCUAUUUAGAACGAACGAGAUACGAAUUAUCCAAUCGUUAGCAACCCCGUAUAGCCGAGUAUAGUGUUUAGUAAUAUGCGCUUAUCGAAUUUUUGCAACCUGUUUUUUUUAUAAAAUCAGCUGUAUUUGAAAGCAGAUGGCUGCAUGCAGAACAUAUGAUUUUGUCAAUAUUUUAAUAUAAAUGCUGGCUGGUUCGCUAUCAAAGGUUGUCUGAUAAAAAGCUAUGCGUCGGUAUCUCUUAUGAUCAAAUCUUCCCCCAGAGAAAAAAGGUUUUCCUAUACUGACCAAUGUCUGUAAUGUCUAAACGUCUUCAGAUAUUUCAUUGAAAAUGAAUGAUUCUUAGUCGAAACACGGGAAACUUGCCACAUAAAUUAAAGUUGUGUAUAUCCAAAAAUGGUCCAUGUUUGAUGUUUUAUUCAAUGUUGACAAAAAUGUUUUUCGAAGAGUUUUCAUUUGAUAAUUUUGUGCAUAUCCUUCCAUAUCAAACUCAUGCACACGUUAAAAUGAGGCAUGAAGCAACGAUCUACAAAAGAAGUCAUUGUAUAUAGCUUUAAUAGGCAAUUAUAGAUUGAUGCCAUCUACAUACGUUUACAGAAAAAUUUGUAAAACUUACUGAAUUGCCGAUUUUCUCUUUCGCGUAUACCAUCUAAAAUCUCUUCAUUUUAGCAUAUUUUACAAAUAAAGCACUAAAAAUAUGCUGCCGGUUUAAGUUUGUUUGCCGAUUGCAUGAGAAAUAAACCUAUAUCAAAAUUUAAAACUUUGAAUGUAAUCAACCAAGUGGUAUAUUAUUCUAUACUACUAUAGUUAGUUGCGAGCGCGUGUUAUAGGCUAGUAACCGAUACAAAAAGUCUCUUCUUAAAUUAAAUUAAAUGUUCCUUCCGACAUUGUACAAAUUUCAAUGUACAAUUAAUGGGUUUUUUUAUAUUGAAUAUUAGUUCGCGGAUGUGCAAAGGAAAAAUAGUCAAAAAUCGUGACACUUCAAACUCUAUAUCAGUAUAUACUGAUUUAUGAAAUUUAUUUGAUUUUGGCAAAUCAUGCUUUUCAAAAUUCGCCGUAGUUCUGUUUUCUGCUCGAAUAUAUCCCGGCGUGAAUAUUAACUAACCGUUUUAAACAAAACCUCUACUGAAAUAGUUUUGUUUUGUGAAAGAUAUAAACCACUGGCAGCGAUUUCAAAACAAGCUAAAUGUUUAAUGAUAAAAUCGAAAGGCAGCUGUCUGGAGUACAGCAGAAGGCCUCCCGACAACAGGUUCUAUAUGUAGGGAAGGUUGCAAGCAAAUGCUUUAAUUUUUGCUCGUCUAAGACGGUAGGGGGAGCAGGUGGAAACGUUGUUUGUGCAGCGUAUGCUAAUCAGUUGACAGUUAACUGCAGCAGGUGAUAUUGGCGAAUUUUAAUAAUGCUUAAUCUAUAUGGGACGUGACGAAAAAACAAUAUUAAACUUUACACUAUUUACUUCGACUGCAAAAACUAUGGAAUACUUUUGUAAAAAAAAACCGGAGAUGAAAUGAAUUAUACUACUUUAAAGCUAUGAUACGGCCGGACUAAAUUGCCGUCACACUAAAAUUAUUGCUUAUUAUUAAUUGUUACAUUUCAAGUUUACAUUUAUAAGCAACUUAACUACAUUCUACAAUCAUGGCGAAAAUUUCGUGGACACUUAUAGCUGUAAACUAAAGUAUUACUGAUCAUGUAUACAUAUGUUGGCAUCUUUGGAUUACUUUUCAUAUCACCUCCAAAGCGAAGUGAUUUCGCGCCGCGGCACGUACCGGAUUAUAGUAGCGUAGUGUAAACAACUAAACAAGAGCCCAAUCCGGUACAGAAAUCGCGUCGCUCCGAUGCAAUCCGGUAUAGUGUAAUCGGGGCCUUUGUCUCCCCCGCUCCCCCCUGCAAUGUUGAUUGCGACAUUGUAUUUCACAAAGCUUUCACGUAGCCAAAUUGUAAGCUUUCAACAUUGACAAGGGGGAGAGGAAGCUGGAGAUUGCUGUUUGCAAGCCGACAUGAUUGGGCAAAACAAGUAUUUCUAUUUACGCAUGCGCAUAAAGAAAUUGAGGGCAAGCAAAGGUUGGUAUAUCAUGCAGUAAACGACUGGAACACUCUUAAUGAAGAGACUAGACAUUCAGACUCAAUUACUAAGUUCAAAAUGAACAGUUUUUUUAAAUUCACUAAUACUGAAUUAUAACAUUCAUAGCAUGCUUACGCACAAUCUCGUUCCCCGAGCCUGCGAUCGGGAAGGAACGCGAGGCUCUGGGAUAAUCCGUUGCCGGAAGCCAGGAAUCCUGGCUAAGAUUGAACUACGAAUUCCAUUUCAACGGACAAUCAGAUUCCUCCCUGAAACGGAUUAUACCAGAGCCUCGCGUUCCUUCCCGAGGAUCGCAGGCUCGGGGAACGAGAUUGGCUUACGCACUCUUUGAAUUGUAUUUAGUAUUUUUAUUGUUGUCGAUAGCUCAUAGCUCUUAGUCUUAGUCUCACUUGUAAUUUAAACACUAGGCAUACUUUUAUUGACUCUUAACCUUAUUGUAAUUUGAUGAAAUUAGUUUUUAUGACUCAUAUUUAUAUUUAUAUAUAGGACUUCUCUGAAAAUUAUUUUUCGUGAGGGAGUUUCCUAUUAAAAUAUUGUCAUAUGAUAAUAAUAAGCCCAGAACAGACAAGAAAUUUUCCUUGACAAAUUUUACUUGUUCGUGCAUACCGAAAAAAAUAACAAUUUUUCCUGGCAGUCAUGCCAAGUUUCGGACAAGGAAAAUUGUUUGUGCAGUACGUCAUUGCGCACUCGUCUUCGAAUGGCAUUGCCGUCUCAUUUGUUUUGAAAUUCGCUUUUGAAACGUGGUAUCGUUGACAGUUCCAGUUUUAAUUUCGUUGGAAGCAGCUUUGAACGAAAAAUCGAAAAUUAUAGUGAAAUUGAUUACGUACUUAAAUAGCGCGGGCUCGUAAAACUUGUCAAGGAAAAAUUGAUCGACAAAACUCGUUGCACACAAGAGGAAGUAAACUCGUCAAGGAAAACCAUAGAUAUCUAUGGUUGCGGAGCUUAAUUAAGAUUGUACAUCAUUUUAUCUGUACAAUCUUAUCAUUUUGUAUUAUCAUUUUAUUUGUACGAUAAAAUGAUAGACUGAGAAAUCUUUUCUAUUUAUUUAAUAAAUUACAUGCAAGAUUUAUUCGUAGAUUUGAAGGCGAUAGAGUAUCUCGCUGUUAACUUGACAGGUGUUAUGUAGCGAACUUUUUUGUUAACUUCAUCAAUAUAAAUGCUGUAAGCAGUAUAAGCCCCAUACAGACCAGCACGCAAAACCAUAGAAGUAUUUCUUGUGCACUUGUCAAGUUUUUCUUGGCGACCGUACACUACACACAGGGUCGCCGAGAGGUUGGCGGGGGCCCGGGGCAAAUAUUUUUUAGCCCAAAUUUUUACUUAGCCCAAAUUUUUACUUAGCCCAAAAAAACAGAUAUCUUGUCCUGCUCGUCCUUAGUUGCGGGCGUGCGCCUUUAUCGGGCUUGCAGUGCACGCGCUGAACUAUAUAUUACUGAUAUUUAAAUGUUGAUCUUAGUUAAAUUUGAUCUACAUAGAGGAGCCUGUGGAGGAGGCAGUAUCUUGUCCUUUGCGCGGAAAUAUUUAACACACAAAAAAGACUGGGGCCCAACAAAAAUUUUUCAGGGGCCCCCAGCACCUCGGGGCCCGGGGCAAUUUGCCCCCUCUGCCCCCCCCCCCCUCUCUGCGGCCCUGACUACACACGAACAAACUUUUCUUGUCCAAAAGCUGGCAUGACUAGUUUUGGAACCAGUUUUAUCGGACACACCAGCAAAUACCGUAAACCAGUCCGAUUAUAAGCCCCCCCCGAACAUAAGCCUCCUCCGAAUAUAAGCCCCCCCAAAUAUAAGCCCACCACAUAUACUAACGCUCACCUCAUUCCAAAUAUAAGCCCCCCCCCCUCCGAAUAUAAGCCCACCCGAAUAUAAGCCCCCCAAAUAUAAGUCUCCCGAAAUAUAUGAGCCCAGUAGCCCACUACGCUAUUCAACAUUGACAUUGUCUUUUAAUAUAGCAGAGAAUGAUAUUUAAAAACAUUGUCAUUGUCUUUAUGGCUUACUAUGUUAAUCAAAGCGCGUUAUUAAUACAUGUGUAUUUUCCUGUUUAUGACCGGCUUGUUUAUGUCUGACUUUUUUAUUACUAACACAAAAGAUCGUCCAUGUAUUAGUCCCCCCGUAUAUAAGCCCCCUUUUGUAUAAGCCCUUCAAAAAUCGCUUACGAAAGUAUUAAAAGCCCAGGGCUUAUAGUCGGAGGUUUACGGUAAAACCUUUCAAGGAAGACUUGUCCGAGGAAAACCUGUCACUCCUAUAAUUUUAUUUUUUGUAGUUGCGAAAGACGUUGUAUUAAAGCUUCGGAUACACGAGCAAUAUUUGUGCGGCGAUGAUUACGCAAUGGUCGAUAACAGUACUGCGUUGCCGUCGCACAAUGUUACACCUGCGAUAUUUCACCUGCAAUAUUUCACCUGCAAUAUACGUCCGUUUAUAACGCUUUUCAUUGGCUGGUCAAGAAACGUGCCAAUCAUCAACCUUGACCUUCUUUGACCACACCAAUUUUGAGCAAUCACUGCCAAAAAUCAUUAAAUGAUUUGAAAUUUCGGCAAUGAUUGCGCGCCCCCCUCUCGCGACGGCAAUCGGCAACGAUGCAUCAUAUAUAAAUGUACAUUCGAUAAAACAAUGAUUUUGCGCACGCGCGCACGAUUUCAAAAUGUCUGCUGCUAAGCCAAUAAGACGUUACAUGUGCAUGUUUGGCAGGUACCCUACUGUUUUUUUGACAAGAUAUUUUUUCACAAUUGGUAUAGAAAGCAAAUAGCAUAACAGUAUCUGAGUUAUGAGAAAAUAUACUACGUGGAGAGCACGGAGUUUUUGUUAAAAAUUACGUCGCAUGUUGCUAUGGUAAUCAUGACGUUCCAAUCGACGUAUUGUUCGGUGAAAUUUCUUACGUUUUGUAGUUUAGAAAUAUGUGCUUGGGCCGGCUUUGUUUCGCUUAUAGAUAUCCCUGACGAAAACUGAGAAACAGGCGAACCUGAUGGUGACCGCCCACCCAAUGCAGGUCCAAGUACCACGGUUUAAAGGGUGUUAUUGAUCUUGUAAUAAAAACAAGAGAACUGAACAUGUCAACAAAUAGAAAAUGAAAAAGAGGAAAUCAGUGCGAGUAAUAAAUGCACUUAACUAGGUUUUUGCCAGAAAUACAGGAAAAUGGUUCAAGAUGGUCAACCUCAUAAUUAAGUGAUUAGAGAAAAACCUCUUAAGUUUAUGUUUAUAUGCAGAAGGGGAAUAAUCAUUAAACACGUUGGUUUGUUUGCUCACUUUAAUUAUAAUUGAGUCGGCAAAGUCGUGUUCAUCUCACUACCAUUGUCAGGUAUUUGAUUACUAGUAGCAAUCGACUGCACAAGAGAUUGCAGAACAGUGAUAUUCAUGCUUCAUAUCUUUAAGUUUGGUUUGGCUCAACACAAUCCACGUUUAAGUUUGGUUUGGCUCAAAUCAAUCCCACGAACGUCUGCGACCCCACCACCGUUCACUUUCAAAAGUUGUUGAGGCACCUGGCUAUAUGGUUAUAUAUAAAUCAUUAGUCGACCAAUGCAACUUAUCUCCCUCCCCAAUCAAUGUUGUAAUUUUCCCAAUCCAGACACUAUAGCAGACUCUAUAGCACUGUAGCACAUCCAAAUAAGAUAGUAAUUGGGACGCAACAUUGAAAAGGGGGCGGCGGGGGAUCGAAUUUUGUAAAAUUAUAGGUUUUUGGAGUAUCUGUCCAAAUACAAUAGGAAACUUUAGAUUCGCUACGGCUACGAAAUCUGGUACGAGUACCGAGAUUUUUUCCGUUAAAUAUCUGCUACUACAGACUUUCUAUCGUCCUAGCUUUUUUUUGCAUACCACAUCUUUAUAGCAACAGUUGCGCCAAACCACAUAUUAUACGUUUUUAGUAGCUGAUAUUUAAUGGAAAAAUCUCGUAGUCGUACUAGAUUUCGUAGCCGUAGCGAAUCAGUAAACGUCAUGUUACACGGUGCAAUUUUUCUUGCAACUUGCAAUGCAAUUCUACUCGUGAGAGAUGUAAAAUUGCCAAAUACGAGUCUUCAUUACACUCCGCUGAUGUUUUCUCAACAUAUUGAAAAUUCUUCACUGAUUUCACUAAUUAACAUCUCUCAAGAGUAGAAUUGCAUUGCAAGUUGCAAGAAAAAUUGCACCGUAUAACAUGGCCUUAAAGUUCCCUAUUGACGUUGAUAGGAGUGGGCUAGAAAUGGGAAUUUUUGAUGCCACAGUUCGAUCAGAUCCGGAAUAACAUUAUAUAGAUACCAAGUUCAUUGAAAAAAUACAGCGUAAAUCAAAUUUUAGAAAUCAGUCGAAUAUGAUGUGGGCGAACGCAUAAAAAAUUCGUUCCCGUUCACGCCCACAAUCAUUGACAACCACGCCUACAUACUUUUUGCGUGUUUUAUACAAUUCUAAUUUAAACAGCCAAUCAACCAAUCUCGUACACAGAGAAUGCCCGUUCGCAGGUUAAGGCCAACCCUGACCUGCAAACGGGCAUGCUCGGGGCACGAGAUUGCCAAUUAACUUUUUAUUGUAAUUGUUACUAGAAGCUGAUUGGCUGUUUAAAAUUAGAAUUGUGAACGUGCCAAAAGUAUACAGGCGUGGUCGUUUAACGUUUGUGGGUGUUUUUCUCAAGCGUUCGUGUUAUAUACCGCGGGGGUAAAUACCAGAAUUACCCUAAUUAACAAUUAGUCACCGAAGGUGAGGUGAUUACAAGCCUAUAUUCACUGGCAGCGAAGUGAAUAUAGUCUUGUGAUCACCGAGCCUGAGGUGACAAUUGUUUUAGUAUAAAUUCAGUAUUGAAAAAUAAUAAUAUGGGCAAACGUUGUAAAUAUAUAUAAUUUACUCCAUUCUUCCGCAACCGAUUCUGCUAUUUGGCCGGUUUUAAAUUGCCAAAUAAAUUGCAUUAGGCAUCUAAAAGGUACUUUUGUCUUUCGGAAAUACAUUAACACCAUAUACUGUUGCUUCUUUUGCUUCUAGAGGAGUAGUGUGUUCUUUAAUUUUUUCAAUUUUUUUCUUCGAUGAUUUGUUUGCAAGUCGAUUUCCGGCAGCCAUUUUGUUUUGAGAGUAAUGCACACGAGCUAGAGAGACUUCUUGAGCUAACCGCCUCAAGUGGCAGCUAGCUCAGGCUAUGUAUUUUCACCGCACACGUUGGGAAAACUACCCAACAACAAACAUAAUUGACAAAAUCUUUUGCAUUUUCCUCCAUUUUAUUCAAAGUCACAUGAAGAAACUAUGGUUUCUCAUUGGCUCAUUGAUUCAAGCAGCUCAGCACUAAGCUCCCCAACAUCCGCAGACGCUGAGAUUUUUUCCUCGCGUGGUGAAAAGUAUCAAACACGAUAGAUAUUUUCCUCAAAGCCUCGAGAGGUCAAAUCUUCACGAAAACUAUCCGCACACGAGAGAAACUUGCUGAGCUAGCUGCCACGCGAGGCGGGUUAGCUCAGCAAGUUGCUCUCGUGUGCGGUGGGCUUUAGCAGUAACUAGAGACCUUAAGAUUGACGUUUACGGCAAACGUCAAACCGCUAGCGAAGUUUUUGAUUUUACAACUCUAUUAUAAUAGCUUUUACACCAGUUUUGAAAUAUGUUAAACUUAUUAAACUUGUGCUCUUUAGCAAUGAUUUAAGAAAGAAAAUUAACCACUAGUCAUGCCAUUCACCAAAGCAGUAAAUUAAGACUUGGCGUUUGAAGUUGACGUUUGGCGUAUAAAUUUCAUGCUUUAACGACUACAAGCCCUCGUAGCAGUUCAAGCAUAAAAUUUAUACGCCAAACGUCAACUUCAAACGCCAAAUCUCAAUUUACUGCUUUAGUGAAUGGCAUGACUAGUGGUUAAUUUGCUUUCUUAAGUCAUUGCUAAAGAGCACAAGUUUAAUAAGUUUAACACAUUUCAAAACUGGUGUAAAAGCUAUUAUAAUAGAGUUGUAAAAUCAAAAACCUCGCUAGCGGUUUGACGACGUUUGCCGUAAACGUCAAUCUUAAGGUCUCUACUAUUGCCUCAGUGUUACUGCUGAGGGAGCCAAUCAGAACGCUUGAAAGCCAUUUUUCAAUAGUGCAUUUAUACUAAUCCUCGUUAGUUCUAAAAAACUUUGUAGCAUUUACAUUCGAGAUUCCCAUCUACAAAAAUUAUUUUCUGUAUUAGAAAUCUAUAGUAUUUGUUCUUCAAUUAGGGGCCAUUCAAUAUGGCUGCCGGUCUCAAAAGAUGACGUACUUCCGGCUUCAAUGCUUAAUUAACAAUGGCAAAACAAUGGCGUUUCCGGCCCAUACCUCUUGAUUGUCUGCGGCAAAUGUAUGAUUCCAUUCUUUUGUUCUUUGUAGGUUUCGGAGAUUCGCCGAACGGCCCUGUAAGUAUUCUAAUGUUGUAAAAUACACUAAAAUUUUAGCCAAAAUUUUUCCAUGAAAGUUGUUGUUUUUCCGGCUAUACCUUAGACUUGGUUCAAGUCCGCCUCAGGAAAAAAGUAGGGAGAGACGGACUUGGGACCUUUGCAGCAUUUCGAAUGUUACUUGCAAAAAUUGGCUCGAAAAUUUGUUGUUGUUGUCAACUCGCAGGAAAAAUUCGACGGUAAAUUUUGGCGCGCUUGUAAAUGUCCCAAAUCUCUCCCUACUUGUCUCUCAUAUUUUCGCGCCUUUUUUCACCGCUCGCGCGCAUCGCUAUUUUCAACCCCUUGAAAGACGGACUUGAACCAAGUCUAGCUAUACCUGCACGUUCGUUUGUUUGUUCGUUAAUUUUUUGUUUAUUUUUUUGUCUAUCAUUAUCUUACCAUAAUUAUAUUACCAAAACCGCGCAUACUUCCUGUCGCUCGAAAAAGUGUGUCUUGUUUUCGUGUGAAAACAGUCUUGUUUUCGUGUGAAAACAUUCAGCAAUGGCCAAUGGGACUACAUUCCUAAGCCUAUUACUAAAACGUAUUAAACAUCCUCGUACCCAGGAUCUUUUUGGUGGCCGUGCACCGAGCAUAAGAGAAAAUAGCCUGGGUACGAGGUUGAGUAUUAAUAGCUCAUUUCAACUCAAUUUUCCGCAGACCAAUCAGAUGUCACCAUUUCGUGAGGUUAGGAAUAUAGUCCUGAAUGUUUUGACACGAAAUCAUAACACGUCUUUUUGGGCGAGGGGAAGGAUACGGCUUUGCUUUGGCAACAUCAUAAUUCCUUGUGCUUAUCCAUAUAUAGUGAUAAUUUUGCAUAAUUGACUGAUAUUGUUAUACUUGAUUAAUGUUAUCGUCAUAAUUAUAUAUAAACGUAGUUAUUCGUGAUUUCCGCGUUUGCAUUAUUAUGACGUGCAUAAUUUUGGCAGAAAACGAAAAGGUUUAUUUGGCAGAAAAUGCACCAAAAGUUCCCGCCAAAACCAACAGCACUCUUAGAUCGAUUAUGAUUGGUUAAACACUGUAAUAAAGCCAUUUGAUUGGUUUGCUACAUGUGCCAACAAGUGUAUGGAAAAUGGUAUCCCAUAUGCAAUAGGAAUUAGGAAAAGCGCUAAGCAAGUAAUAUUAACCUUAUACUGAUUAAGUUGUCUUUCCACUCUUUCGAGUAGAAAUUUAAUACAAACUUUACUAGAAUAAGGUAUAUACUGGAAAUUUUUAACGAACCGUUUGUAUAAGGCUGCAAAGUAUAUGCUGAAAAUUUUUAACGAAUCGUGUGUGUCAAGGCUCUUAGCCUGCAGUUUUACAUCGAUCAAGCAAAGAGGGGUUCUAAUUAAACAUGACAGCUUUGAAACAAUAGAUAGUUUAUGGCCCGAACUACAUGUUUGUCUGUUUGCCUUGUGAUGGCACCCAGCGCUGUUCAAAUCUAGUAGCUAAGAGUGGGAAGCUGAUAGAACAUGUGAACGUUUUUCAUCUGCGUUUAUGGGAUGACUCGUCGAAUGGUAAUAUUAUCAUAGCAUAUUGUAUUAGAAAUUUCAUUAUCAGAUUCUUUCUGGAAUUUUCGGCAGCGUCUAGUCUAUUCUGGAAACAUCUGUUUGAAGCUAUAAAAGGGGUCACGAGAAAUUUGGUUUACGAUGCAUGGGAACAAUUUAAUUUGAUAAUUUGACGCGCACGUUACGGUGCAAUGAAAAACUAGCAUUUAACGCGUUUGGGUUAGGUUUUAUUGAUCAUGCGUAUCCCUGGUUUCUUUUCGUAAGAACGACAUACUUAUGUGCACAUAUUGCUAGUGAUAAUUUUGCGCCAAUUUAUGUAUCCAAAAAUAAAAGACUGAAAUAUAAUAUUCUGGUGUAGUGCAUAAAACUUAAUUAAAAGGGAAAAAGUUUGUCUACAAUACUGAUUGGUGGAAUUUUAUGUAUAGAACGUGUAAAACGAUAGUAAAAUUAUCCUUAUAAGCAUUGGAUCAGGCCGUGCCCUGAGGUGUUUAUCAUUUUGACCAUUUCAUUAUAUAGCUUGUUUUAAUUGUGGCCUGUAAUACAAUUAGACCAAUAGAAAAUUCACUCGUGGCUCUCUCGUAGGGCUUUGAUGCCCGAGUUUCAGAUCUAGGGUUAGAAUUCUAAGCGCUGUAAACGACUAUGAUAGAAUAGGAUUUGCAAAGUGACGAUUUAGAGUGGGCAUUAGACCAAUAAAAAAUUCACUCGUGUGGCUCUCUCAUAGGACUUUGAUGCCCGAGUUUGAGAUCUAUGGUUACUAAUUCGAAGCGCUGUAUAAACGACUAUGAUAGAAUAUAAUUUGCAAAGUGCCGAUUUACAGUAGAUGCAGUAUUCUUAGUUUUAAAGUACCAAUGCAGUAAAGUGUCUGUUAUAAUUUAGUAUACAUACGAUACUUCGGAUACUUACCGGAAAGGGUAAAGAAAAUUCGACCAUUCGAGCGAAGACAUUUUGUCUGCAAGUUAGUAUUAUAGUCUAUAACUUAUAAUGCAUUCGAAAAGUCAAAGUUUUCUUAAUCCCUUUUCGGUAUAGCUACACCAAAACGACGACACUUCAUUGUCACUUGUUCUAUUUAAACAGUUGCCGGCUGUCUCUCUGAAGAAAAAAAUAUUUUGCCAUUUCUUUAUUAGGCUGGCCUGCCACCUCCAUUGCAAAGCCAGCAAGAUGUUUCACUGGGAACCAGUCCAUCAGAUUGUAAGUUAUCGUUGCUUUAUUAUUUUUUAUUCGUCGUUUUUCUAAGUAAUAAAGUGUCGUAUAUAUAGUUUGUCAGUGUGUAAAUUGCCUGAGAAAAUUAAACCAUGACAACGCUUCGAGCGAAAAAGCUAUUUGUCAGGUAGUCUGUGGAGACUUAGCCUAACUCCCCCUAUUCAGCGAAUCUUUUUCCGGUAUAUAGUUCAUAGACAAACCACGGCAACUUUUUGUAGAUUAUUAAGUACUUAUAUUAUCGGUGGGUCCGUAUAUAGGCCUUUUCAGGUUACUGAAAAAUGAGAGCUGGCAUGUAAAGAUAGCAGCGCGUACGUGCGUCUUUUAUUACUUUUCCUUGAAACAUAUGAACGAAAUAUGGUUUUCUGAGAACUGGGUGACUGCCGUCAUUGCAGUUUUCACCAGAAUGAAAAACAAAGCAUCCAUUUUGCUAGAAACGAAUUUAUGGUAAAAAAAUAUUAUAGAAUAAUGGCCGGAAAACUGCAAACUAAAACAAGAUUGCUAUUAUAUUUUUCGUCAAUAUAUUUUUCACUUGCACGUAUAUUAAGAGCUGCUUUUAUUAAAGUUACAUCACUUAUUACAGGUACUUGAACUGUUUUAUAAAAAGUUAAUUACGAAGCAAAAUGUGUCAGCAAAACUAGCUAAGAUAUGAUUAAUUAAAUUUAAGCAAAUGACGAAAUGAAAUGGUAAAAUCUGUUUAUGUGACUCGUCGUGCCAACUUAUUUUCAAAAGUCUUCCCCUUCACGCUGCGAAGAUUAAACAGCACAAAAGAUGACUUUGUUUUAUAAUUAUAUAAAAGACAUCAUAGUGACAAUGGAUUAUUUUUCGUACUCUGUUUUACCCAACGCAUUUUGUGAGCUUUUGGGGAUACAAUUAAGUCGAAAUUCAAUUCAUAAGGACUUUGAAUUGUUGCUCUUCGCAAACUAGAAGCUAUUUUUCGAAUUUUUUAAGCAGUUUUAAGACUUGAAAUGUUCAAAGUGGGACGGGUAGGCUCACCAGGAGCCUUGCAGGGAUGUACCGUUCGUUAGAGUCGAAGACAAAGAGAAAGUAAAGACUGACCAAUCCUAUUAUUUGUCCACAAUCUAGAACAUUCGAUUUUGUUUAUCAACAAUUGACAGCCAUUACUGAUAAGCAUUAGUGAUAAAUACAGGAACCAUAGGUAGCACAGUUUGAUCUCUAUGACCUUGCAGUUUGCAUGGUAUGACUCAUAAAGAAAUUGUUUCCGAAUAGCUUUGAAAUUAAAAUAAUAUUUAUCUUUUCCUGCACAUAGUUCGCCAUGCAGUAUUUUAGCUUGAUUGCUUCGUGAACCAUUGCUAUUUGAUACGAUAGAACAAUUCGGAAUGAAACCUUCAUUAGCGUACAAGGUUGCAUCUUAGCGAAAACUGUAGUUGGUCCAUUAUAUAUUGGUACAAAAUGACAUGCAUCAUAGCAAGUUGCCAGUUUCUUCUUCGCCUCGCCCGUUUUUAGGUGUUCCGCGGCGGGCUGACCGUCUGCCAUGCAGGCUACCAGUUUCUAGACUCAGUGCGCGAUUAUGCCGAUUUUUGACUCACGCGUGUGGUUACUUGAGUGCGUCGUGGUGAGUGUGGGACAGUUAAACACAGGGAUGGAUUUACACGGGGGGUGGUUGCACAACCCCCCUAGCCAUGGCCAGGGGGGUGCUAUUUUUCAUGAUAAAGCAAAAAAUUAUUAGAGACAAAAUGAGAUUCAGUAAUUUGAGUAAUAACAUGAUGAUAAGCGAACUGUGAACAACAAUUACAAUUAAAAUACUGUAGUCAAGCAAGACUUGGCAAUAGUGGAGCAAGUUGAUGGACGGGUAAAGUCACUGGAAAGCAAUUGCAACGUACUCGUCCGGAAAAUUUUUUUUUCCUAAAAAGUUGUCGACGGGGGGGGGGGAGAUCGCUGCUCUCCGAAAAAAAAUUUGCACCCCCCUACCAGAUCAUGCUGGAUCCAUCCCUGGUUAAACAAUGGGAAAUGACCAGCCUGCUUUGCGCGCACUGUUUGCCUGCGAAUCGAGCCUUUCAGAACCGGAAAUCGGGCUGGAGCACGCGUUCGUUCUUUUCUGAUUCGGCAAAACUGAAGCACGACAAAUGGGUGAAAUGGCAAAAUUCGCCGACGGUGCCCGGUUUGCAAAAACAACUGUAAAUUGCUUUAACUCUUUCUGUCACUUUCAUCAGUUGAUCUUAUCCGUGAGUCAGCCUCAACCGCCUUUGAUUUAUUAUUACCGUCUCUAAUCUCAAAACAACCAGGAGUCAACUCGUGUAUGUCACUGCAUUUUUAUUGAUUUGUUCAUAACAGUGAAAUUUUAUAUUAUUAAAUAGGGCGAAGGAAGAAAUAUAAAAAUUCGAGCAAGAAUGAUGGAUCUCUUUUAUCGACGGUA